CACGUGACUCAUCGGGUCACAUGGCCCGCGGGUCAACAUGGCUGCGCCCGCGCUAGGGCCAGCUACUGGACGCUUCCCUGGGCUCCAAAGCGUUGUCUUGCUGCGGCUGCUCGUGCUGCUGUGCGGGACAGCGGGCAGCCAGGAGGCCGGGAGCGGUGCGGGCGCGGCGUCCCUCGCGGGCUCUUGCGGCUGCGGCACGCCCCAACGGCCCGGGGCCCAUGGCGGUUCGGCGGCCGCGCACCGGUACUCACGGGAGGCGAACGCCCCGGGCCCAGUCCCCGGAGAGCGGCCGCUCGCACCCACCAAGAUGGUCCUCAUCCCUGCUGGAGUAUUUACAAUGGGCACAGAUGAUCCUCAGAUAAAGCAGGAUGGGGAGGCCCCUGCGAGGAGAGUUGCUAUUGAUGCCUUUUACAUGGAUGCCUAUGAAGUCAGCAAUGCUGAAUUUGAGAAGUUUGUGAACUCAACUGGCUAUUUGACAGAGGCUGAGAAGUUUGGCGACUCCUUUGUCUUUGAAGGCAUGCUGAGUGAGCAGGUGAAGACUGAUAUCCAUCAGGCAGUUGCAGCUGCUCCCUGGUGGUUACCUGUGAAAGGUGCUAACUGGAGACACCCAGAAGGGCCGGACUCCACUGUUCUACACAGGCCAGACCAUCCGGUUCUCCAUGUCUCCUGGAAUGACGCGGUCGCCUACUGCACGUGGGCAGGGAAGCGGUUGCCCACGGAGGCUGAGUGGGAAUACAGCUGUCGAGGAGGCCUGCAAAAUAGACUUUUCCCCUGGGGCAACAAACUGCACCCGAAAGGCCAACAUUACGCCAACAUUUGGCAGGGUGAGUUUCCGGUGACCGACACUGGUGAGGACGGCUUCCAAGGAACUGCACCCGUUGAUGCCUUUCCUCCCAAUGGUUAUGGCUUAUACAACAUCGUGGGGAAUGCCUGGGAGUGGACUUCGGACUGGUGGACGGUUCAUCAUUCUGUCGAAGAAACGCUUAACCCUAAAGGGCCCCCCUCUGGGAAAGACCGGGUGAAGAAGGGCGGAUCCUACAUGUGCCAUAGGUCCUACUGCUACAGGUACCGCUGUGCUGCUCGAAGCCAGAACACGCCUGAUAGUUCCGCUUCGAAUCUGGGAUUCCGCUGUGCAGCUGACCGCCUGCCCACCACGGACUGACAGCCAACAGAGCCUUCCCAAAUCCAAGAAGUCAUGUCUAACCUGCGCUGGGCUUCCCUCAGAACUUGGAAUGAUCUCAUGCAAAGAAUUCCCACCCCAAGGUGGGUUACGUACCUGCCCAACGGCCAAAGGAACUGUCUUGUGAGACCAAAUUGCUGACCUGGGUCAGUGCACGUGCUUUAUCGUGUGGUGCAUCUUUGGAGAUCAUCGUCGUGUUUUACUUUGGAGAGUCUUUGAAGAGGAGAGGGGCGCGGAGGGAACCCUGAACUAGGCUUCAAGAGGCCUGCGUCCUACCCAGCCUCUGCCAUAGGGGUUAGGCCCCAGGGACCAACGCUCGACCUUCCUGGGCCUCAGAGCCCUGACGUAUCAAAUGAGGGUGGACAACAUGACCUCUGAAGUUCUCUCCAACUCACAAAUUCUAAGAGUGAUUAUCAGAAUAUAUUGUGAUUUCAUAGUGAGAAUUUAUGACAGAUUAUUUUUUAGCUAUUUUUUUCCAUGUGUGAACCUUGGGUGAUACUAAUCAUGUAAAAUAAGAGUUCGCUUAUGUAUUAUUUUCAGAAAAGGGUUGGGGUGGUGAUGAGUCCUUUAUAUUCAUAUCGCACUUUGUUUUCCCAAGGAAAUCAGUGUCUUCUGCAUUGCUACGGUGUAUCCCACGUGGGCCAGCCAUGGUAUGCUAAAGUUCCGCAGCCUGAACACAAAGGAAUGUCUGUGGGGUGACCACUGAGCUUUAUCUUUCAACAUUAAGUGCCUUUGGUUCAGAGGGGCAGUUAGAAGCCCUGUUUUCCCCUCUCCCCAAAGCCUUCAGUGAAUGUGAAAUGUUUGCUAAACGGGGAAACCUGCUUAAUUCUGUUAAUACAUACAGGAGAAAAGGAACAAGAACCUUGAAUUAGCUGUAUUCAGGGUAUCAUCCAGUAUUUCAUAAUAGAGAAGUAGGAGACCUUGUUGGCUAUGGAAUAUCAGAUGCUUUGAGUCAUGCACUAUGUUGAAUAAACUGGUAUCUGCUAAAUCA
Molecule: messenger RNA, 2171 nt
Organism: Lemur catta (Ring-tailed lemur)
Lineage: Eukaryota; Metazoa; Chordata; Mammalia; Primates; Lemuridae
Gene: SUMF1
Product: sulfatase modifying factor 1
Exons: 9
Coding region: 38-1162 (374 amino acids)
Cellular component (GO): endoplasmic reticulum
Source: RefSeq, a predicted model, not a curated record